This is a messenger RNA of Echinococcus granulosus, 1974 nucleotides long. RefSeq names its product DDB1- and CUL4-associated factor. The record is from RefSeq and is a predicted model, not a curated record. The coding region runs from base 1 to 1974 and encodes 657 amino acids. Gene Ontology annotation, cellular component: Cul4-RING E3 ubiquitin ligase complex; cytoplasm. NCBI's taxonomy places the organism in Eukaryota, Metazoa, Platyhelminthes, Cestoda, Cyclophyllidea, Taeniidae. Gene Ontology annotation, molecular function: protein binding. Gene Ontology annotation, biological process: positive regulation of transcription by RNA polymerase II. The transcript has 13 exons.
AUGGGUUUUGUAAAGGUAUCUCGUAACUUCCGGCGCCCUUCUUAUCUCCUAGACAGUCUGCGUAACUUCUAUUCCCUCGCCGUCAAAAAUGCGUUUCCGUCACAUGACGGAUGUGUUAACACUAUAAAAUGGGACAAUUCAGGCCAAUUUAUCCUGUCUGGAGGUGAUGACCGCUGUGUCGCAAUUACCGACGUCUUUUCAAAUGCCCCUGAUAACGUCGUCUUUCGCUUUCGUUGUGGAUGUGUAAUGCGUGUUUCUGUCAGUGGUGGGACUAGUCUUACCGACGGUCAACUCUUUUUCUCUCACAAGAUGCCCGUCUAUGACAUAUUGACACUUCAAGACCACCAGCACUGUAUAAUUACGCUAUCUCAUGACCAUACUGUUCGUCUGUGGGAUACACGACUACCCCAUUGUAUUGGUCGCGAUAUGCAGCUUUGUGGUCGAACGUGUUUCUUCAGCACAAUCAACUCUGCAACUUCAGCCCACUCCAAACUGCCUCAGAUCGCCCCAACCAUGCGAUUCGAAUUUCCCGUCACUGCUGGUGACGUUCAUCCUCUUGACGGCUCGCGAGCCAUUGCCCUAGCCAGUGCUGAUGGCUUUGUGCGGUUGUUUGAUCUUCGGCGCCUGUGUUCUCCAUCGAUGGACACUCUAGCAACGGGUUCCAAGCAGGCAGCGCCACAUCCCUACCAGAUUGUUCGUCCCCUGGGUCUAGCUAGUCAUUCAAAUUUCUCUCAUGAAAUUCGCCUCGACUAUGGGCCGCUAUUUAUCACCUCAGUGUGCUUUGAACCGCUUCAUACCUCUCUUAACCUGAGCCUGCAACAACAGCUUCGACAUCGUCGAUUCAAGUCGCAGUAUCCUGGACGGCGAAUGCUUGUCAGUCAUAUGUACUCCUCUGUCUUCCUCUUCGACCUCAACAAACUAGAGGAGAAAAUUGAGGAAUUUUCGCACUCUACUGACCAUUUGUUAUCAUCGGCUAGACAGAAGGAGGAAAGGGUGGAGGCAGAAGGAAGUACUGCUCAGCCAUCGGGAGACGCUGAAAGUUCUGAAAACGUCGAGCCACGUGCAGCCAGUGUUAUUUUUGCAAUGCUUCUUGCCGGGGCUGUGGAACGAAGGCGUGCAAUGUCGAUGAAUCACAACAACAAUUCGGAUCCGGAACGCCGUUCUCAUGAAACAGAGAGCUCCACUGACAAUGCUCAUGACACCUCGUCUCGUCAUUCUUCAUCCAGAGAUUCCACCAUUGAGGAGGCAGGUGAGAGUUCGGCUAAGGAAUUGGAGUUCGCCUCAGACGAGAUGAUCGCUCGCGUUCUUGCCUCCUGUCCACGAGCACGACAAAUAGCCUCCUAUGCUGGGCAGCGAUCAUUCCGCACUGUGAUCAAGGACGCGUGUUUCUGGGGUGAAGACUUCAUAAUCAGUGGUUCGGAGUGCGGUCAUGUGCUGGCGUGGGAUCGGGCAACGGGAGAGCCCGUGAAUUCUAUCAAAGCAGACACCGUGGUGAAUCGUCUUCAGCCUCAUCCCUUUCUUCCCUAUCUUGCAGUAAGCGGCGUGGAUUACAGCAUUAAGCUUCUCCAACCGACGCCUCUUCCUUUGGACGAGACGGAGGAUGAUUUCGUCCAUCGCAUUAAAAAACGCAAAGCCGAUGCGGCUGAGGGACAGUCGCCUCCAAUUACGUAUUGCAAGCCUUCCUUUAAGGCCGGUUUCGAUUUGUUGAAGCUUGACCUUUUCGCCGGUGGCUGUUGCACAGAACUCGAAUUUGCGGGUUUGCUGGAAGGUGCAGUGUUCAAAAACCUCUCUGUACUGAGCCUACAGACUCAGCUGUUAAGGCCAGUGGCGCGUCUAUUUCUGCUACAGCUGGCUGAAAGGCAAACCGGAAGUGGUUCAACAACAGCAGCUGAACAAGAUGUGGAUAAUGCUGACGAUGAUCGCGAUGAUGAUGAUGAUGAUGACGGCAGUGACGACCGGGACUCACCUGAUUGA